AUUGAAAACCGAAUUAGGAGAGCGUGAUCAGUCCUCUACAGACCACAGUGAAAUGAUGGAUGUCUGAUUUUUUUCCUUUUUCUUUUUUUCUGUGACAACCCCGCAAAAAGCCCUUGUAAUCUACCUUGAUUACUGAUGGCGGAGGCGUUGUGCUCCUAGCCAAAGCUGAUUGUUUCAUUCGCCCCAACCACUGGCCUCUUACACCCGGUCCUAGUUAUCCUAGAACCAGUGGCGCGCGCUCCUAGGCGCUACAGGACCUAAACCCGGCGGCCAAGCCCCUGAUAAUAUAUUGCAGCUUCGUUUGGAACACUCACACCCUCCUCUCCGAUUCCUAAACUGACUUAGAGGCCGAUGAUCUCAAGUCCACUCCUUUCCCCAAUGGAGGAGGAACCAUACCUGGAGAUUUACUUAGAUCAAUGCUUGAAUCAGGAUGAGCCUGCUUCUACCAGCUCUCAUCUCUUCAGCCCCAUUGGGCCAUAUGAUGCAUACUUGCAUAUAUCAUCUAAUCAAGAGACAUUAGCCUCUCAUCUUGAACCUUCUAAAGAUACUUCUGAUUUUUCAUCUGUGGACCUUAGCUUCCUACCAGAUGAACUUAACCAAGAAAAUAUAGAACAGACUUUCACAGAAGGGAAAGAAGGAGUAGAAGGAAACCAUGAAACACAAGGAGAUCCAUCUAGACUACAGGAACUAAGUGAGAAAAACAACAAUGACAUUUGCACACACAACCUCAGUUUGUCAAAUUCUGGUUUGCACCAGCUUUCAGAUGGAACUUCAACUCUUCCUUCUCCAGAGAACUCUAACUCCAGCUUUUUUCCUUUGACAUCCAUGACUCCUUUGACCCCAAUGACCCCUGUUUCAGAAGGCUCUGGAAUAGUUCCCCAGUUACAGAAUAUAGUAUCUACUGUAAACCUGGCUUGUAAAUUAGAUUUGAAGAAAAUAGCUUUGCAUGCUAAAAAUGCAGAAUAUAACCCAAAGAGAUUUGCUGCUGUGAUAAUGAGGAUCCGAGAACCCAGGACAACAGCACUCAUAUUUAGUUCUGGGAAAAUGGUCUGCACAGGAGCCAAAAGUGAAGAAUUGUCUCGCCUUGCAGCAAGGAAAUUUGCCCGGGUAGUACAAAAGCUUGGAUUUCCCGCCAGAUUUCUGGAUUUUAAAAUACAGAACAUGGUUGGAAGUUGUGAUGUGAGAUUUCCGAUCAGGCUGGAAAGCUUGGUCCUCACCCAUCAACAAUUCAGUAGUUAUGAACCUGAACUAUUUCCUGGCCUUGUUUAUAGAAUGGUUAAGCCAAGGAUUGUAUUGCUUAUCUUUGUAUCCGGAAAAGUGGUAUUAACAGGUGCCAAAGAACGUUCUGAAAUCUAUGAAGCAUUUGAAAACAUCUAUCCCAUUUUAAAGGGUUUUAAAAAAGCCUAAAUAUAAAUAGAAUGAGUUUGUAUGUGCAUAAAAGUAAUCCACUACAGUCAGAAUUUUCUAUUGUUAAAACCAGCAUUACACUGAACCAGUCUGCUAAUGUAUGAUUAUUCAAUGUGUACUUUCACUGUUACAUUAAAAUAUGCUGCUAUCUCAAUAACUAUGUCUUUUCUGAAACUCAAACCUUUCAAUCUUUUUCUAGGUUUGUUCAAAGUGCCUAAAUAAUGAAAUAAUAACUUUUUUAUAACAUCAAAAUAUUAUUUUUGUAUCUUAUUUUUUGAACUUAGAAAUAUAAAUUUACUUUUAAAAUAAAAUUUGUUGGGGAUAGCAGAUUUUUGAGAAGUUCAGGAAUGAUGUUUUCUAAUGUGAAAAACAAUUUCAAUGAGUUUGUCCUUUUUGUUGAAUAUGCAAUAAAUAUGCUAUAAAAAUAA
Molecule: messenger RNA, 1835 nt
Organism: Monodelphis domestica (gray short-tailed opossum)
Lineage: Eukaryota; Metazoa; Chordata; Mammalia; Didelphimorphia; Didelphidae
Gene: TBPL2
Product: TATA-box binding protein like 2
Biological process (GO): DNA-templated transcription initiation
Molecular function (GO): DNA binding
Source: RefSeq, a predicted model, not a curated record